UAAAAGAGGUGGGUGGGACUUGUAGGUAGGUAUAGGUUGUGUUGAACACAGCGAAAGUAACGAAGUAGUAAUAUGUUUUUAUCUCAUGGUUUUUUUGUGAUGAGAUGAAGUUUUUUUUAUUGCGGCUGCAGUUUUGCUAAAGACAAGUGCUUAGCAAAAUGUCAUCACAAAGAGUUUUACCUCAGAGCAAAGAAACGCUGCUUCAGUCUUACAACAAGAGACUCAAGGAUGAUAUCCGAUCUAUUCUCGAUAAUUUUACAGAGAUCAUAAAAACUGCAAAGGUUGAAGAUGAAACCCAGGUUUCACGAGCCACCCAAGCAGAACAAGAACACUAUGAAAUGCAUGUGAGAGCAGCAAAUAUUGUGCGAGCCGGGGAAUCCCUGAUGAAGCUGGUGUCGGAUCUGAAGCAGUUUCUGAUCCUGAACGACUUCCCGUCUGUGAACGAGGCCAUAAACCAUCGGAAUCAGCAGCUGCACGCCCUGCAGGAAGAGUGUGAUAAGAAACUCACUAACCUGCGGGAUGAGAUCGCAAUCGACCUGUACGAGCUAGAGGAAGAAUAUUACUCCUCAAGCACCAGUCUGUGGGACAGCAGUGACGUGCCCUUGUGCGAGGCAUUCCAACGGCAGGACAGCCUGGUCUCUCCAGAAGGGAUUUCUGGAUCCAUGGGCACAGCGAGAGUCGGGGACAGCAGCGGAGUAGGGUCCCAGGGUUCCACACCAGAGCGCUUGAACGGACAUGGAGCAGGCACUUCAGAGCACGCAUGAACAGUCAGCGCGGCGAAAUGUAUACCAGGACUUCUUUUUUUAUUUCUCUUCCAGCCUCUGGCUUUCUGGCAGGUUGGGAAGCUGUUGUUCUAACACAUCUAGGAUCAUUUGAAGUUAUUGGUUUAGUACUUCGUACUUCCCCAUUCCCUGGUCUGACUGGAUACUGCUUUUAAAGGUUUGAUACCUUGACAUAUGAAAGUUCAGUUUUUUGCCUAUCAUUCGGCUACUUACUUCCAAGACUUUGACAUGCCCGCAUUAGGAUUGCACUUGCAUCUUAAACUGAACCUAUCGAGUACUAAUUACAAGUGUGAGGAACAGCAGUCUGAAACGUUUGUAAGUUUCCACAGGCUUUUCCAGAUUUAACUGUGUCAAAAAUUGCUGUCAGUGAGAUAAGGAGCCAGGUUGACCAUUUCAGGGUGAUUGCAUUAACUGACAUCCAUUAUUUCAGAAUGACUACUUUUCUAAACGUACAUCAUUUGUGUAUUUGUCUGUAUCAUGCUUUUUACAUUUAAGCUGAAGGUCUGGUACACACGCCUAGUAAGAAUUCUAAGGGUAUGUUUAAAAUAAUUAUUCUUUCAUUCUUCCAGUCAACAGCAGGACUCAUGUAGUCCAGUUUGAGAGAGGAGACUAGCAGACUAAUGUCUGAUUUAACUGUUACUGUAUACAAAAUAACUAUAUCAUUGCACUGGAAACAUUGUGUCACCUCAGGAGACUGUUAUAAUGAUGGGAGCAAGUGAAUGGUGACUGAACAAAUAGGGUAACAAUAGCACACAAAUGAAAUUCAACAAAGGUCCUACUUCAGACGUAUUUACAGGUAUUUGGCGUGGACUGUUUUGUGGCUGUUGCCCACUAUAUUUAGUUUGGGCUUAUGUACCAUCCGCACGAAAUUUACAUUUAGCAGUCCCAUGCUGUCUGUUUUCUGUACAGGUUGAUCCUAUAAGGUAUAGAUUCAGUUUGGUUCUGUAGGGAAAAAAGGGGUAAAACAAUGCUAAUGUAAUAUUGUUUAGUUCUUUGUCAAAAAGCACUGUAGUGUUAUUUUUUUUUAACCAUCCUGGUGUAUUAAGUUAUAAACUGAAAGUUAUCUGUCAACAUGCAUUGUUUGUGAUAGUAAUUACAUGGAAUUAAAAGUUGUUUCUUUCUUUAAACCUAUGUUUUCUUUAGAAAUGUCAAGUUACUUUUGCACAGUUAGAGGGAUUUUAUUUUUGGUCUAACCUUAAAACUUAAGCAGGUUGUGAUCAUACUGUUACGUGCUUCAGAUAAGGAAAUACAAACUACAUACAAAAUAAGAAUAACAAUUUUAUUUAAAAAAACGCCCUUGGAAUGGUCAUUGUUACUGUGUAACCUUGCCUUAAUAGACAUAUCUGGUAUGAAGCACAUAAGGACAUUUCAUUAAGAUAUUGAAAACAUCUUUGUGAAUCAAGUUUGUAUAAGAAUGUAGUAAUAUUACAAUACCAAGUCUUUCUCCCACAGAUUUUGUUUUAAUACAUACUGAGUAUCAACAACAAAAAAUGUUAUUGGUAAUCUUCUUUAUACUGUGUGUGUGAAGGGGGCUAAAAGAGUCACAAAACCAGACUUAGAUAUCCCGUAACUAC
Messenger RNA from Acipenser ruthenus (sterlet), 2356 nucleotides. RefSeq names its product mediator of RNA polymerase II transcription subunit 22. Gene Ontology annotation, molecular function: transcription coregulator activity. The transcript has 5 exons. Bases 159 to 764 code for a protein of 201 amino acids. The record is from RefSeq and is a predicted model, not a curated record. Gene Ontology annotation, biological process: regulation of transcription by RNA polymerase II. Gene Ontology annotation, cellular component: mediator complex. Lineage: Eukaryota; Metazoa; Chordata; Actinopteri; Acipenseriformes; Acipenseridae.